Molecule: messenger RNA, 1410 nt
Organism: Didymodactylos carnosus
Lineage: Eukaryota; Metazoa; Rotifera; Eurotatoria; Philodinida; Philodinidae
Source: the annotation of a GenBank genome assembly
AUGAUUGCAUUCAUCUUGAUGUUACAUUGCCACGAAUGUGCUGCUGGUUUGUAUUGUGGCAUUCUUCUCGCCGAAGCGGGGCAUACAGUUACAAUUUUCGAGGCAAAUGAUCGAGCUGGUGGUCGAAUUUUAACGUAUCGCGAUCCAAAAAAUCCAUCCAAGUACAUAGGAGAAUUGGGAGCUAUGCGUUUUUCACUGGAUACUCAACCUUAUUUGAAUACUCUGAUUCGACAGCGAUACAAAUUGAAUAUUACGGAAUUUUCCAAUUUCGAUGAAAAUGCCUAUACAUAUAUUAACGGAAUUCGCGCUACAAACAAACAAGCACAUGACAAUCCAAACAUGUUUCAAUUCAAUACUAGUCAAAGUGAACGAGGAAAGACUCCUGAUCAAUUAAGCUCCGAAGCUAUGGCACCUAUUUUUCAAACAUACUCCGAAGGAGGUUGGUCAGCGGUUCGAAAUCAAUGGGAUUCGUAUUCGGUUGAGUCCUAUUUCAACAAGAUGAAUCUGUCACGUGCAGCUAUUGACUAUAUCGCCAUGACUGGCAAUUAUGAAACGGAUCUUUUUGUAUCGGUUUUGGAAAUCAUUCGCGGUGCAAUUAACGUAGGCAUUGAUCCCAAAUUUUCUCGAAUUCAAGGUGGCAAUGAUCUGUUAGUACAAUCGAUGGUUACUGAAUGUCAAACAAUGGAAUCAAAUCGAUGUUCCAUCGUGUAUUCGACUCCCAUAAGUCAAGUACGAUUGCUAACAUCGAAUCAGACUCAAUUGACAACCAAAAAUGGUGUCAGUCAGGUUUUCGAUACUGUGACUGUGGCAACGACGCCACAUGUAAUUCAGUUAAUCGAUUUUGAACCACGAAUGGAUUUUGUUCAAAAAUAUUUAGCUCUGCGACAAGUGCAUUUUGAUUGUUCAACAAAAAUUCUUCUCUCUUUCAAUACGUCCUGGUGGUACACUCAAGAAAAUAUCAAAGGCGGUGCUUCGGUGACCGAUUUGCUUAUUGGUAGGAUUCAUUAUCCAAGUACGAACAGUAAUCAAACGGAUGGUGGAACAGUUCUUGCUUCAUACACAUUGUCGACAUCUUCAAUCAUCUGGCAAUCUUUAUCCGAACCCGAUGCCAUCGAAUUAGCAUUAAAACAAUUGAUUCAACUUCAUAAUUCAUCAUCGAAUAUGCGUGACUACUUUCAAGGUGGAAAAGUCAAAAAUUGGUGUCAAGAUCCUUAUGAACGUGGUGCUAUGGCUUUAUUCACUCCGUUUCAGGAAACUGAAAUUUUUGAUAAAUUACAAGCAUCCAUUUCGAAUAUACAUUUUAUUGGUGAAUAUACAAGCUUUAUUCAUGGAUGGGUAGAAGGUGCUCUCUCAUCGGCAAUACGAGCGGCUUUAUCUAUUACGGAAAAAGCACAAACAACCCAUGCUUAG